Molecule: messenger RNA, 3999 nt
Organism: Colletotrichum lupini
Lineage: Eukaryota; Fungi; Ascomycota; Sordariomycetes; Glomerellales; Glomerellaceae
Exons: 3
Coding region: 1-3999 (1332 amino acids)
Biological process (GO): transmembrane transport
Cellular component (GO): membrane
Molecular function (GO): ATP hydrolysis activity; ABC-type transporter activity; ATP binding
Source: RefSeq, a predicted model, not a curated record
AUGAUCCUUCUCUCAUUCUUGGAGCAUGCCCGCUCACCGCGGCCGUCGAUGCUGCUCGGUGGAUACCUCCUGAUCACUGCCUUGUUUGAUAUUGCUCGCACGAGAACUGAAUGGCUGUCGGCAGACUCUGCCAACGAUUUCCAUCAAGCUCGGUUGUCGAUCGCAAGUGUCAUUCUGAAAGUCGUCGUACUCGUCAUCGAAUCUUGGACGAAAAGGCAAGCAAUAGCCUCCGAAAAGCAGCAAAGUCCAGAGGCGACGAGCGGUCUCAUUAGUCUGUCGACCUACUUUUGGGUCAAUGACCUCUUUCUCAGGGGAUUCCGCAAGCUCCUUGUCCUCGACGACUUGUAUGCGCUCGAUGAAGCAAUGUCAGCCGAGGUCCUGUACGCCAAAUUCGGGCCUCUUCUAGAGAAGAACAAAACGCAGGGCCACAAGUAUGCUCUAUUCAGGGGCAUUGCACAGACGCUUGUAGGACCAUUCAUACUGCCCAUCAUCCCACGGCUUUGUCAGAUGGGCUUCAAAUUCUGCCAACCUCUCAUGAUUGAGAGCUUGUUGAACUAUCUCCAGGAGCCUGUGGGUGCCUCGUCACCGAAUAAGGGGUACGGGUAUAUCGGCGCUGCUUUUCUCACCUACAUUGGCAUGGCUACGUCCAGUUCCGUUUACUGGUACUUCCAAGAGCGCUUCGUCCACAUGGCAAGAGGCAUCUUGGCCUCGGCCGUCUACCGCAAAACAACCGUCAUCAGUUUGUCCGCCGCAGACGAUUCCGCAGCUUUGACUCUCAUGAACGCCGACGUGGAGCGCGUCAAGAAUGGCUUUCAGCCGAUCCACGAAUAUUGGGCCAACACGAUCGAGGUUGCGUUGGCGUGUUGGUUGCUGCAACGGCAAAUCGGCGCCGCCUUUGUUGCACCUGUCGUUGUAGUCAUCGUCUGCACGGCAGCCUCCACGGUGACCGCCAAAUUCACAGGAAAACGUCAAACGUUGUGGAUGGAGUCAAUUCAGCAGCGAGUCGGUGUAACCGCCAAAGCUAUCUCGAGCAUGAAGGCACUCAAGAUCUCGGCCAUGUCGGGGCUGAUUGAAACCCUGAUACACAGCUUACGCCUCAAGGAACUUAGCGUGGGUGGGAAAUGGCGACUGAUGCUUCUCGCGGCCGUGACGAUUGCAUACACGCCCUCUCAGCUCGGCCCCGUCAUGGCUUUCGCCGUGACUUCUCAGACCCUCAACGUAACGCGCAUCUUCACUUCCAUGGCGUACCUCAUGCUCUUGGCUGGUCCGUUAGGCAGCCUGUUCCAGACCAUUCCGCAACUGGUUUCGGCGUUCGCCUGCCUGGGUCGUAUCCAGGCGUACCUAGACAAAGACAGCCGUAUAGAUUAUCGCAAAACGCCCGACGCUUCGCUGAAGCAAGCUUCUUUCGGAUGGACUGAGGGAAAGUACGUUCUGCACGACGUUGACGUAUUCGUCCCUGCCAACUCCCUGACCAUCAUCGUAGGACCUGUGGCUUCCGGCAAGUCGACACUUCUGAAAGGCCUUCUCGGCGAGAUCCCACACUAUUCUGGCGAAGCGAUCUUCAGUGUCAACCAUCGCAGGGUAGGCUACUGCGAUCAAUCUCCGUUCCUCUACAAUACCACAAUCAAGGCCAAUAUCAUUGGGCACUCGGAACUGGAUCCUGAACGAUACCGCCAAGUAAUCGAUGCCACGAUGCUAUCUGCCGACUUUUCAACACUACCCAAAGGCGAUCGAACUAAAAUCGGCAGCAACGGGCUCACCUUGAGUGGUGGGCAGAGACAACGAGUCGCUCUCGCUCGCGCCCUGUACCUCGAAUGUGACCUACUUAUACUGGACGACAUCAUGAGCGGCCUCGACGCGACCACCGAAGAGCACGUCUUCAAUCGGGUCUUUGGCAACCAAGGCAUCGUUCGCCAGAGGCGCACCACGGCCGUAUUAUGCACACACUCUGUGCGUCAUUUACCACUUGCAGACCAUAUCAUCGCACUCGGUGCCGACUGUACUGUAGUCGAGCAGGGAUCCUUUGCAGACUUGCAGACCAACGGGAAAUACGUUCAAAGUCUGAAGAUCCAAGAGACCGAGGCCUCUCCUCAGGGAAAGAAUGAAGUGUCAAGCCAGCCUGAGAAAAUCCCCUUAGCUCAAAUAAUCACUGAAGUCUCCGACGUGGCGGACGAACCGGAUAAGGCACGCCAGCUGGGCGAUGUUGCAGUAUACAGACACUACUUUGGAAGCAUGGCCACAUGGGUCAUUGCCGUCUUUAUCUUCUGGUGCUGUGCCUACGCCUUUUGCAUGAACUUCCCCACCGUCUGGCUGAAGUUCUGGUCCGAGGACAUCACCGCCGAGAUCCCGAAGCGCUCAGGCGCGUUCUACAUGGGCAUCUACGCUCUUUUACAAAUCAUGUGUCUCGGUUCCCUGAUGGUGGUCGUCUUCAUCAAUACGCAGACCAUGAUCUUACAGUCCGGAUCGAGUUUGCACCAGCGAGCCCUGCGGAAGCUCGUCGGCGCGCCAUUGAGGUUCUUUGCGACGACUGACACGGGGACAGUGACGAACUUGUUUGCUCAGGAUCUCGCUCUGGUUGAUAGCGAGCUGCCGAUGGCACUGAUCAACUUCUCCGUGCUGCUGUUUGCUGCUGUGGGUAUGGCUGUCAUUAUUGCCGUCUCGUCGCCGUGGUUGGCGAUUAGUUACCCCUGUCUUGUGGCGAUUCUGUACUUUGUGCAGAUGUUUUACCUUCGGACUUCGAGGCAGCUACGUGUUCUGGAGCUUGAAGCAAAGAGUCCUCUCUACUCUCAUUUCAUCGAUACUCUCAAGGGUUUAGCGACGUUGAGAGCUCUGGGUUUCAUCUCUGCAGAUAUCACAGUCAACAACGACCUUCUUGACACCAGCCAGAGGCCAGCAUAUCAGCUCGCAAUCAUCCAGCGUUGGCUACAGCUAGUACUCAAGUUACUCGUGGCUGCCCUUGCGACCAUCGUAGUGACGUUGGCGACGCAACUGCGCGCCAGCUCUGGAUUCACCGGUGCAUCACUAGUAACUCUCAUGUCUUUCGGUGAUACCCUGACUACAAUCGUUCAGUCGUACACCAUGCUAGAAACAAGUAUAGGAGCAGUGGCGCGCCUAAAGACGUUUAGCGACACGGUGACUCCAGAGACUGGGCCCGACGAAGAUGUCAUUCCCAAGGAAAGCUGGCCUGAGAAGGGAGCAAUCGAGAUCAAAGGAGUUUCAGCGUCUUACGGAGUCUCCAGGGAUCAGCCCAACUCAGCGGGCGAGGAGAAGCCGCCUGCGGAUCUUGCCAUCCGAGAUCUGGACCUCUCAAUCAGACCCGGCGAGAGGGUAGCUAUAUGCGGAAGAACAGGCAGCGGCAAAUCAUCGCUCAUCCUCUUGCUGCUUCGUCUCAUCGAGACUCUACCUGGGAGUGCGGGUAGCAUUGUGAUGGACUCCGUGCCUCUCGACAGAGUCGAUCGAGAUACUUUGCGGCGCCGCAUCAUAGCCGUCUCACAGGACGCAAUCUUCCUCCCCGACGGCUCAUCAGUGAAAGACAACCUCGACUCGUUUGAUGCGGCAACCGAGGCUGAGUGUCUCGAGGUCUUAGAGCAAGUAGGAUUACUCGCGAGGAUACAAGAGCGAGGCGGGAUAGGUGCCGGACUCACCGCGGAGUCUUUCAGCCAGGGGCAGAAGCAGCUGUUCUGUCUGGCUCGGGCGGUCUUACGGAGGCGGGUGAAGAGCCGUGGCGGUACCGAAGGGGGUAUACUAUUGCUUGAUGAGGUUUCUUCUAGUGUUGAUCGGGCUACGGAUCUUGUUAUGCAGAAUAUUAUUCGCAGGGAGUUUGAUGGUUAUACGAUUAUCAUGGUGUCUCAUCGCCUGGAUAUGGUUUUGGACUGUGAUGCGGUCGUGGUCAUGGAUAAAGGCAGUGUUGUUGAGAAAGGGGUACCGCGAGUGUUGAAGGAUCAGGAAGGGGGCAUGUUUAGGGAGUUGUGGAAUAGUAGCGGCACAACGGGGGAGUAA